This is a messenger RNA of Mucor mucedo, 1565 nucleotides long. RefSeq lists its product as uncharacterized. Gene Ontology annotation, biological process: protein sumoylation. Gene Ontology annotation, molecular function: SUMO ligase activity; zinc ion binding. The transcript has 5 exons. Lineage: Eukaryota; Fungi; Mucoromycota; Mucoromycetes; Mucorales; Mucoraceae. The coding region runs from base 1 to 1464 and encodes 487 amino acids. The record is from RefSeq and is a predicted model, not a curated record.
AUGAUGAACAUUAACUUGUAUAGAAGAAGACGUUUAAGGUCGACACAAGCCAUUCUUACCCGAGUUCAAAUUCGAGAUUUGGGACGAAAAAUUGGCUACACUUCAUUUCGGCAAUCCGUUGAGUUUCUCAUGGACCCUUUAAAUUACUUUAAAUUGAGCAAGAUAAAAAUGGCAGAUAUCCACCAAUAUCUUUUAGAACAAGGGAUCACACAAGAAAAAUGCCCUAGUACGCAUAUUCGACAAGGAGAUCAUAGUCGUCUCUUGAUCUCUAUUUUAUUCCCUGGUUAUCCCAUUAUUAAAGCCAGUGAACAUCAUUACCGAGACUUGAGAGAAAACCGCUCGUUGCAGGCCAAAGUGACAGAUUUAGCUUAUGAUCAAUUACCUACCACCGAUAAAUUCGAACGUUUAGAAGAACUCUUUAAAUCUAGUGUUGAUUGGCACCAACGUCAGCAAGAUGAAUACACCAUUGAUAUUCCGUUAAAAAAACUUAACAGAUCGAUUGUAGUGGAAGGUCAUGCUUCUUCUAAACUCAAUGUGCGACUCUUUUUGUACCUCUGGUCCUCUGAACAUAUGGCAUGGAAGCCACAGGCACUCUCUCUUUCUGUCGAUGGAAAAGAAUGCAUAACCGAUGACCAAAGAAAGAUUAAUGACUACGGGUUUAGUCAUAUCGAUAUUACCGAUGCUUCCGACUCCAUCCUCAAGGCCAAUCGUCGAAGUACCUCCUCGAUAUCCUUUGUCUUCAAGUUUGAAAAAAGGCCAACCACUCAUCAUGUUUCCGUGUGUGCAGUGGUUGAGAAAUCACCUGAGGAAUUAUGCAGCCAAUUGUAUUUACAGACUGCUUCCUUGUAUAUUGGACAAGCCAUGGAGAGUUCCAGUAAAAAUAUUCCUGCUGCUCAAAGUGUCCAGAAAAAAGUAGUGGAGCUUUUGAACCCACUGAACCAAAAUGAUAGAUUGGAAUUAGAUAAAACCGAGAAGCUCCUUCUUUCUUGUGCUGAGAGUUUCUUGACUGCUUGGAAUAAUCCUGAACCAGAAGAUGACGAUAAUGUAGAAGUGUACACAGGCGGAGAAUAUGUCUCGGUAUCCGAUCCCAUCAUGCUGACACGUAUUGAACAUCCUGCAAGAUGCAUCUUUUGUACACAUAAUACCACAUUUGACGCCAAGGUAUUUUUUAAAUUCCAGGUCACUUCCAUGAAUUGGAGGUGUCCCAUUUGUCUUGUCAAGAUCCGCGGUAUCCAAGAUCUCUACAUUGACUAUCAAACAAAAGUGGCCUUACAAAAAUAUCCAGAUGAGGAAAGGUUCUUGUUGGAAAAGGAUGAGGUGUAUUUACCUAUUCCUGCACUAGAUCCAUUACCCAUUGUGAAUGAUAUCCCAAAAAAGAGAGAUCCUGUUGAAAUUAUCUCUAUUCACGAUGAUGAAGAACAAGCAGCUCCUAAACGACAAAAAACCAAUAUAGAUGAAUUGUAAUAAAUAGAAUAUUGUAUCACACCUGAAAUCCGUGCUCAUGCAUAUAUAAUAAUCGUAUCAGCGAGGGUCAUCCAGCUCAGUUCAUUUUAUUUUCAUGCACG